Molecule: messenger RNA, 1290 nt
Organism: Leptosomus discolor (cuckoo roller)
Lineage: Eukaryota; Metazoa; Chordata; Aves; Leptosomiformes; Leptosomidae
Source: RefSeq, a predicted model, not a curated record
GCAGCAAGAAUUAUUGCCAAACUGGCUGCUUGGGGGAGGGAACUUAUGGAAGGCAGUGACUUGAACUACUAUUUCAACUGGAUUAAAACUCAGCUCAGUUCACAGAAACUACGUGGUACGGGGGGUUCUGUGGAAGCAGGAGCAGUCUCCACAAGUGAUAGUUCCCAGUAUGUGCAGUGUGUUGCCGGAUGCCUGCAGCUGAUGCUCAGGGUCAAUGAAUAUCGCUUUGCGUGGGUAGAAGCAGAUGGAGUAAAUUGUAUCAUGGGGGUCUUGAGCAACAAAUGCGGCUUCCAGCUCCAGUACCAGAUGAUUUUCUGUGUGUGGCUGCUGGCAUUCAGCCCUCAAAUGUGUGAAUAUCUCCGCCGGUAUAAUAUUGUUCCAGUGCUAUCGGAUAUUCUUCAGGAGUCUGUCAAAGAGAAAGUGACUAGAAUCAUCCUGGCAGCAUUUCGGAAUUUGUUAGAGAAAUCUACUGAGAGAGAAACUCGCCAAGAAUAUGCUCUUGCCAUGAUUCAGUGUAAAGUUCUAAAGCAGCUGGAGAAUUUGGAUCAGCAGAAGUAUGAUGAUGAAGACAUAAGUGAAGAUAUAAAAUUUCUACUGGACAAGCUUGGUGAGAGCGUGCAGGACCUUAGCUCCUUCGAUGAGUACAGUUCUGAGCUCAAGUCAGGAAGACUGGAGUGGAGUCCUGUACACAAGUCUGAGAAGUUUUGGAGGGAGAAUGCUGUGAGACUAAACGAGAAGAAUUACGAACUACUCAAAAUCCUGACAAAACUUCUGGAGGUUUCUGAUGACCCACAAGUGCUGGCUGUAGCUGCUCACGAUGUGGGGGAAUAUGUACGACACUAUCCCCGUGGGAAACGAGUGAUUGAACAACUUGGUGGUAAACAGCUGGUAAUGAACCACAUGCAUCAUGAAGACCAACAAGUUCGUUACAAUGCGCUACUGGCUGUGCAGAAGCUGAUGGUUCACAACUGGGAAUACCUUGGAAAGCAGUUGCAGUCGGAACAACCUCAAACGGCCACUGCCCGGAGCUAAACACGUCCGUCAGUUCAUGCUUGUAGCUACAGUAUGUUUGUCUUUAAUAUCGAGCAAACACUGAAAUCUCAUGUUCUUUGCCUGCUACUAGUGCAUAAACUUUCCAGCUGUUGUUGGCUUAGUAAGAAUUUGUUUGUUGAACUAGUUCUGAUGAUUAUGCCGAUUAGCUUCCUGCUGUAUUCUGAAUGUAUAUGAGGAAACGUGGCUGAUCUAUUGCGUUUGUUUUAUGUAUUUAUUCUCAUAAUAAAGAAUGUUAUU